This is a messenger RNA of Strongylocentrotus purpuratus (purple sea urchin), 549 nucleotides long. Its product is annotated as WSC domain-containing protein ARB_07870-like. Lineage: Eukaryota; Metazoa; Echinodermata; Echinoidea; Camarodonta; Strongylocentrotidae. The transcript has 3 exons. The record is from RefSeq and is a predicted model, not a curated record. The coding region runs from base 1 to 549 and encodes 182 amino acids.
AUGGGUUAUCAGAAGAUUGUCAUCAAUGGAGCGAAUAAUGACUGUUGUGUUCUUCUAAUAUCACUGAUCCUGCUUCUUGUAACAUCAUCGUCAGCCACCUUCAACGAAAUACACGAUAUAAAUUUGAAUAACGUACCUGGAGUUUGGCGAGGAAUUCCCGAGGUGACCAUCGAGACAGAAGGUUCUCUCGGCGGACGCAAAUAUUAUCAAAUCUGUGUGGAUGACACUUACUGGAACACUGACAUUGCCGAUACCGUCUGUCAGUAUAAUGGUUAUCAGGGCUGUUACUCCCACACGGUUACUAAUCCGUUCUUUACAGAGGGUGUGCAGGCAGAUUUAGGAAAUAAGUCAGUUACUAUCCUGACCUGUGCCGAAGCAUGCUCUGGUAGUCCAUAUCUAGGACUUACUAACAAUCAGGACUGUAUCUGUGGAUCAGUACUGGGUGAUCGUAGUCUUGUAGGGGUCUGUGAUCUGGGAUGUCAAGGAGAUGAUCUACAGCUGUGUGGUGGAGUGAAUGCUAUCUCCGUGUAUGGUGGUAUGUGCUCUUAA